AUGCUACCUAAAGUGCUCCCCUUGACAGCCGUGACUUUUUGCCUAUACAGCUUGCUUCUAUCCAGUGUGAUUGCAUGCUCGAGUGACUGUAAAGCUGCAGUGCGUACGACCAAGCUGCCACCAACACCAGCACCAGCACCAGCACCAGCACCAGCGCCAACGCCCACGCCAACGCCCGUGCCAAUACCAACGUCAAACGGCGCCUGGCAAUCCCAUCCUAUGUUGUCCCCAUCGCCGCUAGCCAUCUGUACUGCGUCACUCCCCAACACCAACCAAGGUAGAGUCACGAGGUAUCGUCAAGUCUGCUGGGGUUGA
Messenger RNA from Bipolaris oryzae ATCC 44560, 315 nucleotides. RefSeq lists its product as uncharacterized. NCBI's taxonomy places the organism in Eukaryota, Fungi, Ascomycota, Dothideomycetes, Pleosporales, Pleosporaceae. The transcript is spliced from 2 exons. Bases 1 to 315 code for a protein of 104 amino acids. The record is from RefSeq and is a predicted model, not a curated record.